AUCGCGAAACACGGUGGUAGCUAAAACUUUGUCCGCUGUUCGGCUCGGAUUCAGUCGUAGUUUUGAAGCGGCGCCGAGCGAGUGACGGUUCACUCGGUCGCCACUCCGUCCGCUGCUUCUUCUUCUUCUUCUUCUUCUUCUUCUUCUUCUUCUUCUUUUUCCUCCUCCUCCUCCUCCUACUUCUUCUCUUCUUCUCGUUUUCAAACCUUCUCACAAGUUGCCUAUAAUUAAACACCAUCGCGAAAGAAAGAAACGCUUCCUCUCCUUGCCUCUGCCGUUCACCUUGUCCUUGCCGCGAACAGAAUGAAGCAGGGCGGUGAAUUCUUCUCGAGAGUCGACGAACCAACCAGUACGGGAUUCUAUAAUUAACGGGAUACGAGACAAAACGACCACGUAAGCCGCGAUCCCCUUUUGACGUGCGCCUCGGCGAACAUGCCUGCCGAGGAACUUGUGUACAUCGUGGCGUGAGUUAAACCAGAACGAAAUUGGAUAAGGAUAAACAGAGAAGGAUCGACUGGAUAAGGGAUGCUUUCGCGUGGAGGGAAACACGCCGACGGCGAACCUUGACCGUGAGUUGGCCUAUUAACCGGCUCUAUUUUCAUAUUUCCCAGCGUCGGCAUCGUAGAGUGCAAAAGUGAAUCAAAAAGAUAAAGUUUUUCUCGUGACGGUGCUUUCCUGGUAACUUGUGCGACGAAACUGUAACGAGACUAGCCUGUUUUCUCGAGUGCUCGACCCAAUUUCCCGAGAAUUUUGUGUUGGCGCAGAGGCCGGAGAAUCGUACAAGUGCGUUCGCGUUUGCAUUCGCGUUCAAGGGUUGCCUGUUUUCGACCGUUUGUUCACGAUGAGCGAGUAGAAGAGGAGCAGCAGGAGAGAGAGAUCGUGGAGGAACGUUUUUAAACCGAUGAGAUGACAGUGCUGUGCGUGCUGUGGGCGACUCUGUCCACCGUGGCAUCGAUCCUCGCCUGUUCCGGAUUUUACCUGCCUUAUUGGAUUCAGGGACGACUGUUGGGAAAAGCGGACGCGUACUUUAGUUCCUUUCGACGCUGCAACUAUCCACGAAUAAGGGCGCCGAACACUGCUCCAGAGAUAGUGUACGAGUGCGCCAGGUACUCCAGCUUUUGGGACAUACCGAGCGGCUGGUGGCAAGCGAGUACCGUCACGAUGGGAAUCGGCGUCGCGAUCGCCGUGAUCGGCGCUUUAACCUUGCUCGCAGCCGCUUCGAGCUUCCUUCCACACAUCCUAAAGACACCGAAACACACCAGAGUUUUGGGUGCCUUGCAACUACUCGCUGCAGUGAUGAUAUGCGGCGGUCUGGUGAUGUAUCCCAUAGGAUGGGACAACCGAGAGGUACGGGAGUCCUGUGGGAAGGGUGCUAAUGUAUACAAUCUCGGAAAGUGUUCGGUGUCGUGGUCAAGCCACCUGCUGGUAGGCUCGGUGGCGCUGUUAAUGUUGUGCUUUGGAUUGAGCUUCUGCGCGGCACGACACAAGCCGUCCAACCCACACACCGAUCCCCUGCGCAUUUGACAAUCGAGAUACUCGCAAUCGAUUCAUGCCUACGCCUCGCCGAAGACGACCAGCCUCUCCUUCGUCACGGUCUGUUGAUUAUCGCUCCCCUCACGAGCAUCCAACCCACCAGCCUUGCCUCACCUCGCCACCUGCGUUCACCUGGGUAUACACUGGUUUACACGCACCCACCUGCGCGAGCACCCAACUGCGUGUAACGUCAUACCACCCACCGUCUACUUAGAAACGAAUAUUUCGAGUCCGUUUGCAUCUGCAGACAGUGAACGCGAGAUUUUCUUAUAUAUAUGUAUAAAUUGUCAUCACUUCAAUUUUACGUUUUACACUUUCCUACGCGGUUAAUGUUUGUACACGUGAACGAACCUGUAUGUUGUAGAACGUAAGGAUAAUUGAACAGGGAGUUUGUUGCGUUCCGUGACGAAUUUGAUGUGUCCCUGCAGCGUGACUACACCUUUAGACGAGAGGUAAACCAAGUAUUAGGGUAAUUGGUUCGUUAACCCUUUAGCUAUCUACAUCCCACGAUAGUGGUUUCCUUUCGAAACGCACCUUCUAGCUGGCUCUUAUCUUCUUAUCGUUUCGUUGCUUCCAAUUUUACUCUACUCAUUUCAGGCCUGGCUAAAGGGUUAAAUCGUCGAAGCGAAAACUUAUUUAUAAGAUACGAGCGAAAGGUAAUGAAAUUCUGAGCGUUUUCGAUUCCUAUUUCGGGACUGGAUCGUUCGACAAGCAAAACUCGUCGAGAUCGAAUCGAGAUCGUGCUCGAUGAAUAAAAUUACGAACUAGAGCAUGACAAUUUUAAAUGUCUGUCGAAUCCUGUUGUCUUCCAAACUUGUAGAGGUUGUGCUUGAGUAUUUCUAAACAGCUACGUGUUUCGCUUUUCAAACCUACUCGUUUCCUCCUCUCAUUUUCCACGUCCCUGUUUCUUCUGUGAGAAACAGUCACGGUUUGCGGUUAACAGGCUCGUGUCAUAAUCGCGAAAUUAGCGAAAUUAAAAGGUUGAAUAAUUUCGAAGGACUAGAGGCCCUCGCGAUUGAUUUUCUGCUCCUUUUCGAGCCACUUGUUCGAGAUUUCGCUGGGAACGUUAUUUCUCUCUCGGCACCUUCGACCGUACUCGAGUUCAACGGUUGCUUUGCCACCGAAGGGACAAUCGUACCCAUCUUUUUCAUGCUGCCUCUUUGUUUAUGUCCAUUGGACUGAUUCUCGAGAUCUGUCGCCAACAGUUCCAGCACCGAGGAUGGAAUGGACUUUCCACGCUUUCACCCCAUGCUUUCUCGGGUUUGUUGUUUGUACAAGCUUCAGGGUGUGAGACAGGUAACUAGCACAAUACUGGGACAAAGUGUCCCUGGGAAAAUGACAAAAUCUCCGUAGAAAAUGUCGAAAUUUAACGUUCGACUCGUUAGCAAUGCGAGAACAAAAGUCUAAAACUAAACAAAAGCUGCGUUCCACUCAUGAACGAUUCCCAAUUAGAAUAAUGAAUCGCGGCGAUAUGCCGUCGACCCCUUUCCUAACCUGUGCAGCAGUCUUCUCGAGAAGCGUAGUUGGUUCGCAAUUAAAAUUACAAUGGCGGCUAGGAAAAAUCGGGAACGUGUCGGGCUUGAUUUUCGAGCGGAGAACGAAAAGCCGACAUUCCGUGAAGGUACUCGCAUUGUCCGAACUAAAUCCACCUUGCAAAAAGCGAAAACGAGCCAAAAGAGGCUUCGCGCAUCGUCGCUUCCUUGCAAACGCAUUCGGUUGAUCCAAUUUCGAUGCACGUUUCGAAUUCAUCGAAAUUCAGACCGAAUUUUUUCAUUUGGUCGUGAUUCUUCGUUGCAGCAAUGUUUUUAAAAAAGUAAUUUUCAUCAGUGUAUCUUGCGUAUAUUUUGUCGCAAACGUGCCACAACGAAAGGGUCAACGCUUUUUAUUUCCAUUUAUGCACUUAGAAUCUAAAGGUAUAUUGUUCAAACCGACGAUCUUCUACCAACUCCGAGGUUUUCCAUCUACUGAAAACUUACGCGGCCUUUUAAACUUUCGGUAGAACAACGAAGGAUAAUUUUGCAGAAAAUGUCGUUUCACUACCGUUUCCUCGUUACGCGGCCAGACGAGAUAGAAAGGCGGACUGGGACAAGCCCUAAAUCGCGAAAGGGUAGACCGCGGACACAAUUAGUCGACGCGUGGCGUUAACGAGGCCAAGAAAAGGAAAGCAACGGUGGAGGCGAACUAGAAAGGUGGCAGCAAGAGUCGCUUUUACGUUGGCGGUUUCCGUUUCGCAGGGUGGUCCACUCGACUUGGUCGAAAAUUUAGCUCGCGCAAAGUAACAGAGAGGUAAAGGGGAAAAGAGAGAGGCGAGUGGACAGUGGAUGGGACGAGAGUAAAAGAGAAGCGAAAAGUGAAAAGCGAGGGAGGAGAAUAGAGGCCGCGGCUUUUAGCGAUUUCACCAGAUUUUCAAAGGCGGCGUUGUUUUUGCCGUCGCGCGUUGUUCAGAGAAAUCGUGUAACACGCUUCGCGUUUCCUACUCGCUAUUCUUUUCUCACAAUUUUCAUCUCAUGGACCGUGAUUUUGCGAUUGCGAUCUUCGCUGUGUCGAGAACUGUACGUUCGCCGAGACACUCUGACCUGACGUGGCUUUUUGCACCCUUCGCGGUUUCUCGAAUAGAUUUUUAUUCUUUAUCAGAGCGUGAAUUUGGCGGAAUUGUAUCGUUAUGGCGCGUAUUGCUGUGAACGAAGUCGUCAGUUUUCAAAUCCCUGUCUCACACAGAAUACGUAGUUAUAACAGUUUAACGGAAACGACUUUGAAAAAUCGUAAGAAUAGUUUCUUUCUCGAGAAAGGAACGUUGCUAUGUGUCGACACACGCUUUGUACGCGUGUAACGGUGCUCGCUCUGAAAAUUAUUACACUCGACUUCCCGUUUUUAACGUCUUUUCGUAUCCACAGUUCCGGGGCUUCUUUUCGCGUUCGUGGAAAUAUUUUCACGGUGAAAGAGUAGUUUCUGCGGAACGGAAAGGAAAAGUAGGGGUUUAAAAUCAAUCGUCUAGCGAUCGACGCGAUCGAUCGAUCGAUCGAUCGAUCGACUAUGUUAGCUGUCCGCGAGAUGCUCGAAGCAAAGUUUCCUUGUAAAUCUCGCUCUGCCCGCGUACGUCUUUGCGACUCGCUUUCCUCCUCUCGCUAUUUUUCUUUCCGCCAGCCCGCUUUGCCUCUUAUCGAGUUGCAGCAACCUUCUCGGAACGCUCGUCGAGCCAUUUCUCUCGCUGCGAACGGGACACCAGUCGAGUUUAUUCUCUCGACUAAUAGAGCUAUCGAGAGGCGAACUCGUCGAACGAAGGAAUUGUUUGGAUGACAAUCUUGCUCAAAUUGCUGAAAGUUUGCUCAGUCGUCUGGAAACACUCUCUGGUUUAAACAGAGAGUCGUGGAAGUUGCACGCUUUUUCACGGUACGCGGGUUUUUUUCAGACGCCCUGUAUAAACGCUUCAAGUUUCGUGUUCGUAAUUGGAGGGUUGCCAAAAAUUCCCUUUGAUCCGCGACGACGAGCCUGUCGGAAAAGAUCCACGGGAAUGGCACAUCGGAGAGUUUCUUGAACGUCGUGUUUUCUGCAUCGUUGUUCAGCAGCCUCGCGACGGAAUAUUCAACGAGGCCGCGAGCGAAACUCUCGUCGAUACCUCGAAUUCCUUCUUGAUAUCGUUCGACCUCGUUUUUCCGCCCCGCCUGACGCGAUACGCGUUAUACAGGGAACGGAAACGAACCUCUUAGGAAUACAGGUUGAGGAACGAAACGCAAUUUCGUAAUAGUUUCCCCCUCGGUAUAUGGAUGAAAUUUUCCUUUGUUCGCGUUACCGAGUCGAGCGGUUCCUCCACGGAGACAAGGGGUGCUACUAGCUACUACCCUUUAACCGUGCCGACUCGCUUCGCUUUUCCUGCUUCUCCCGUCGAUCCGUUCGCGUCAACGAUUAAAUCAACGACCCGAGGCGUACACUUUGAUUCUUUGAGCAGACUCUGACGGCAUAAUCGACGCGUAAACGACACUGCAAACGAGACAUCGUUGCUGCUGAACGAUGCAAUUUGCCCCUCGUUUACAAUUCGAUCCGGCUACGAGCAUCGCGUUCUCAUCUCGAUUGAAAAUUAUUUCGUAAACCAGAUUUACUCCUUCGAUUGUUUACCCGACAUCGUUUCCUCUUCAUUGAAAGAUCGAACCGGAUAAUCCGUAAACAGAGGGAAGAAAACACUUUUGAUACGUUAAAUUUAAUCAAAUAAUUGAUCGAACGAUUGCCAGUCGUUUUCGUAAACCCGUGACCCGUUCUUUGAUACCUCCAGAAAUAGCGUUAAAUCGAUUGAGACGGAUUUGUAACCGUUCCACUCGAUCCUUUGCUCCUUAUUUGCAUGUAAAUUGCUAUCCUUUCGAGGACACGAAAAACCUACUGCCUGAAUACGUUGUCGGCGGUGAAGAACCUUCGUGAAUGAACCCUUUCGCGACGGAGUUUUAGUAAGCGCACAAUUUCCUUUGUUGUACGAUUUGUCGUCUUUCAAACUAACAGCGCUUGCAUACGAAAUUUAAUUACAGUUAAAUUGUAACUUCAACGUUUUCUAGAUUGUACGAUCUAGAUCGAUCAAAGACAGAUCCAGUCAAACUAAAGAAAAAAAAAAAAAAAACGUGUACUAAUAAUUGACGUUCGAGGAACACUAUUCAAUGUAAAUAACGGUAGCGCGAUCGUGCGACUGGGUGGCGAGACAAAAGUAAAUUUUGUUUCGCGUCCGAAAUGGGUUCGACCGUUUCGCGUUGAUGAAGGUUAACGAAAGGAAAAUAAAAAACAUACCCGCGAACGCGCGAAAUUCGGCAAUAUUUUUUCACAGAAAAUCAGACCCGUUGACUCGAAGCGUCAUUCGUUUUUUUCUCAGAACAAUCAAUGAUUUUUGUGUCCGUGGAUUUCAACAAUGCGAAACGACGAAUCCAAAGUUUGGAUUCGAGCCGCGUAUGCACGGUGCGGCGUGAUCCAAAAGAGGAUCGUUGUAUCUCUGUGUGGUGUGUGCUCGAGCGAGUGCGACUGAACUUUGAAUUAACCUGUUAACUGCGAUUCUUAAAAGAAUUGUAUCUUUAGCCCCUCCGAAUCGACGAGGUGACCUGCUAACUGACGACGCGUCGAAAUUAACGCAUUCGAUCGAAAAGUUUUCUUUUUAAUUGCAUCGUUACGUUUUAAUUAAGAGGAAGGUUCAUCAUACCUUCAUAUAGAGUAUAGGUUGCAUAAAAAAUUAAUUAAUUAUACCCUCUUUAUUAUACCCUCAAAGGAGAAACAGGUCUAUUCAGAUUGAAAAAUUAUUCGGUUAACAGGUUAACUGACAAUGAGUUAAUUUUGUACGAUAAGGAACAAUAUAGAAAUUCAUGAAUGCGACAUACAAAAACUUGUGUACCGGCUCGGGGGGGUUAAUUGCAUCAUUACGCUUUAAUCGAGAGGAAAAUACAGUAUAUUAGCAUACGUCUACGUGCAAGAUGAAUGAACUUUUCUUUAGCGAAUUUUUGUUGCGAGAGGGAGAGAGUGCAGUUUUUUUCGGGUUGAAAAAUGAGUCGGUUAACAGGUUAACGACAGCCAUCGAGAGCGACGUGAACUUUACGAGUACACACCCUUGUACAUACUCUAUACAUGUACGUAUAGCGCGUAAAUACUCGACACGACGUAAAUGUUACGUAUUAUUAUAUUUUAUAAUAAAAUUUGAAUAAAUGAA
This is a messenger RNA of Osmia bicornis bicornis, 7204 nucleotides long. Its product is annotated as LHFPL tetraspan subfamily member 6 protein-like. Gene Ontology annotation, cellular component: membrane. NCBI's taxonomy places the organism in Eukaryota, Metazoa, Arthropoda, Insecta, Hymenoptera, Megachilidae. The coding region runs from base 907 to 1524 and encodes 205 amino acids. The record is from RefSeq and is a predicted model, not a curated record. The transcript has 5 exons.